Messenger RNA from Brenthis ino (lesser marbled fritillary), 1494 nucleotides. NCBI's taxonomy places the organism in Eukaryota, Metazoa, Arthropoda, Insecta, Lepidoptera, Nymphalidae. The record is from the annotation of a GenBank genome assembly.
AUGCGAUUAUUCAUAUUUGCGUUAUUAUUAAAACUAUCAUUAGCGAAAUUCAAUCCACGCGUCAGUCCUGGAUAUGACUGUAACUAUUGCCAGCCAGAACAAAUUCACAUAUCAUUUGGUACCAAGACUAACGACAUAGUAGUGACAUGGACGACGUUCAACGACACCCAAGAGUCGCGAGUGCAGUAUGGCGAGGGGGUGAUGGAUAUGGAAGCUACUGGUACCAGCACACUGUUCACUGAUGGAGGGAAAAUGAAGAGAACUAUGUGGAUACAUAGAACUGUGCUACCUGACCUUAAGUUCGAUACAAAAUAUGUUUAUCAUGCGGGUUCAGUGUUUGGCUGGUCCGAGAUGUUCUCCUUCAAGACUCCGCCUAAAGGCGAGGAUUGGGUCGUCCGCGCCGCCAUAUACGGCGACAUGGGCAAUAAGAAUGCACACUCCCUCUCUUACCUCCAAGACGAGGCUGAACGUGGUCACUUCGACCUGAUCCUCCACGUCGGGGACUUCGCCUACGACAUGGACACAGACGAGGCUCUCGUGGGAGACGAGUUCAUGAGGCAAAUACAGCCACUCGCGGCCAUGGUGCCCUACAUGACGUGUCCCGGCAACCAUGAGUCUAAAUACAAUUUCAGCAACUACCGAAACAGAUUCUCUAUGCCUGGUUCCUACGAGAGCAUGUUUUAUUCGUUCGACAUUGGUCCUGUACAUUUUAUUUCUAUCUCCACGGAAUUCUAUUACUUUUUGGAGUAUGGAUUCAAAAUGGUGGCCAACCAAUAUGAGUGGCUGAAAAGAGACCUGGAAGAGGCUACGAAGCCGGAGAAUAGAUCUAAGCGUCCCUGGAUAAUAAUAUACGGCCACCGUCCCAUGUACUGUGGGAAUGUCGGGGACGACUGCUGGAACAAUUUCCUGCCCAACCGAGUUGGUCUCCCGGUGUUCGGCUGCGACGAUAUAGAUUGCAGUGUGGAAUACACCAGGAAAGGAUUGCCGUUUUUGGGAUUGUUUAGCCUGGAGCCGCUGCUGCGGCAGUACGGCGUGGACGCGGUGGUGUGGGCGCACGAGCACAGCUACGAGCGCUCGUGGCCGCUCUACGACCUGCGCGUCUACAACGGCUCGCUGGAACACCCCUACGUCAACCCCGGUGCGCCGGUCCACAUUAUCACGGGGUCGGCGGGCUGUCAGGAAGGCACGGAUAAUUUCAAUCCGCACCCGCCGGCGUGGUCCGCCUUCCGCUCCGCGGACUACGGCUACUCGCGCCUCGAGGCCCACAACCACACGCAUCUGUACAUCGAACAGGUGGAUGUGGACCUCAAGGGUCAGGUGAUAGAUUCGGUGGCUCCGGUGCACAUCGUGACGGGUUCCGCGGGGUGCCAGGAAGGAAGGGAUCAUUUUAGAGAUAACCCGUUUAAAUGGUCGGCGUUCCGGUCACAGGACUACGGGUACACCAGGUUCAAGGCGUACAACAAAACUCAUAUAAACAUAGAACAAGUAGGUAUC